Messenger RNA from Ascochyta rabiei, 3270 nucleotides. RefSeq lists its product as uncharacterized. Lineage: Eukaryota; Fungi; Ascomycota; Dothideomycetes; Pleosporales; Didymellaceae. Gene Ontology annotation, molecular function: metal ion binding. The record is from RefSeq and is a predicted model, not a curated record. Bases 1 to 3270 code for a protein of 1089 amino acids. The transcript has 3 exons.
AUGGCUUCCAAUCACGUGCCAAGUGACCAAGUACCUCUGCAGGGUCAGAACAUCUACUCGGACCCCUCUUACUCCAAUUUCUUCCCCAAUAAUGUCGAGCGCUAUGGUACCCCGUCCUGGGAAGCACAGCUGCAUCAGAAUCCUGCCCUGACACCCAAUUCAUCCACCCACACCUGGCACAGCACCUAUCCUCAGCAGCCCUUCCACCCUCAUGGCCAACCAUACGGAGCGCAGACACAAGCAUUUCGAACGGCAUCGCCCUACCAGUACGGCCAGUUCAAUGGCCCGGCGAGCACCUUUGGCCAUGCUGCAGUCGUGGAUCCAUCACUGGCCCUCAAUCCCAACGGCCUGCGCCAGCAGCAACAGUCGCCCUACCAAGUACUCGUACGCAUCGCCACGCCGUCAAGUCAAUCUGGCACCGUGACCCCGCAAGCGCUGCAGCAAAACACAGCAACUUUCCAAAACUCACGUCCGUCAGCAUCCCCCUUUCAGGUGCCACAGAGCACCGCCGAACAGUUCAGUCAACAGACGGCACCGUCAGCAUUCGCUAGACCUGUCCGCAAUCCAGUUUACGAAAUUCCAAAGGGCAGAAAAUCUGGCGGACUCUACGUCCUGGAUACAGCUGCUUUGGCGAAAGCCACAAACUCGACUGCUUUGAACAAACUCGUGACACUUGGCGCAGAGCCGCUUCAGCUAGCUACCAAUAGAACUGCAUUGCCUCUGUAUACAGCCCGGCAAUCCAUCAAGGAGCUGAGGAAAGCGGGAGCCGACAACAAGAAGCUUCUUGCCAAGCUUUCCUCGUCCAGAUCGUCGCUUUCGAGAGCAAUCAAGUUCAGCAAGAACAAUGCUGGCAGCCCCGGGCGCCUCAAACGAGAAGUCAGCGACAGCGAAAGCUACACCGAGUCGUCGGAAGACGACAGCGAGUACAGUGAUUCUGAGGAUGAGGAAGAGUCUCCGCUACCCACUUCGCGACCAGAUGACGACCCGCACAAAGCCGUGUGUUACGACGUCAUCAAGGCAUCCUGGUUCCCGCGAAGGUCUGCUCUCAACUCAGAGAAGAUCAAAAACAGCAUGCGUGAUCUGUGGGAGGUGUUGAACACCAUCCAAAAGCGCUGGCGAGCUGACAGCAAGGCGGUCACGGAAGCGGAGGAGGCAAAGAAGAUGGGCGAGCUGCCCACUCUCAAGAGUCGUGUCACAAGCCAACGGGACUUGUUGCAAUCUGCCCUGAAAGCCGCGCUCGAUCACGCGCAUCCUGAUGUCUUGUAUCAUUUGGGACAAGUGAAGCCAUUCCUGUAUCUCUGUUAUCAGUUCUUGGCGAAUCGUUUCAAGGCCAAGGAUUUUGACGGGCCAUUGCCGACUGCCAUUUACGAGAUUUUGGCGCAGUGUGGGACCCUUACUACAGAGCUCAUUGAAGAAACUAAGGUGUCCAAAGCAUUGGUCUCUAUGAAGAAACAGGCGAAUGACAAAAACAAAGCUUUCAUCCAACAGGUCGUUGAAGCCGCAGCUGCGGGGUCCAAGAAGGCCAAAGCAAGCUCCCCGCCAGCAGCUGGGUCAACAGAGGCCAAGGUUGCAAAGCGGCCUGCCUCGGAGCCAGCCGCGCGCUCCACUGGUGAAGGCCCGUCAGUAAAGAAGGCCAAGCCGGCCGAAGCCCCUCCUGCUGCAGUCAAGAAAGAGCUUGUCGUAGGAGGAGUAAAGCCCGUGUCGACAUCUGGUGUGCAGAAGCGACCAGGCGAGAAGCCUAUAGGUGCACCUGCGCCUGUUCGGGCUCGUGUAAACCCCGUUGCCAACAAACCAUCCAGUAUAUUCGCAUCUCUCCAUGCCGCCAGCAAGAAGCCUAUCACGAACGCUGCAGCUCCCAUGGGAGCCAAGUCGAUUACUCAGCCCAAGGCUACCUCAGCAACUACCAAGGACAAGAAGUCGACGGCAGCAACGGCCAAACCAUCAGCAUUCUCCUUCGCAUCUACCAUGGCGGCACUUACCAAGCCGAAAGAGCCAGAAGCUGCACCGACCAAGUCCGAGAAGGACGUAUCGAACGAGACGGCUGAGCAAAAAGCGAAGCGUGUCAGGAAAGAGGCUAGACGCCAUCUGCGCGUGACUUUUCGCCCGGACGCCUCUCUGGUCGCGAUCAAAUACUUCAGUCACGAUCCUGAUGAAGAGCUUGGGCACGAAGAGAACUACACUCGCGACGCGGGUGAUCUUGGCGGCGAGGGCCACAUGUUCAAGCAACACAAGGAGCUUGAUGAAGAUGAGGACAGCGACGACGAUGAGACCGAGUAUCGACCUUGGACGGAGCCGUCUCCAGUCGAUUUCAGCGUGGUCGAUGCGGAGGAGCGCAAACGCAACUACCUUCCCUACGGCGGGGGCGAGGCCGUACCGACUUGUCCGGAGAAGGAGGCGAACGUGCAGCGCGAGAACGACACGUUGAUGGUGUUUUACACGAACCCGGUUGAUAUUCCACCUUCGCCUCGGGAGCCUCUGGAGCAGAACGAGGACCGGGCUGCAGCGGUUACCAUGUUUGGUACGCCUCCUGACAAGUGUCUGCAGAGGUGUCCACAAACCAUAGCGCCCACGACCGCCCCCCCGGCUGCUGACUUUAGCGGGCUGGAGAGUAUCAUCGCGCAGCUUGCCAGUCAGAACCAAGCGGCGGCGGCGGCUGCACCCGCUCCCGCUGCAGCCACAUAUACGCCACCUGCUCCAGCCACAUAUACGCCACCUGCUCCAGCCGCUGCUCCCGUAGACCUUGCCGCUCUUCUUGGGUCCCUACAACAGGCCCCUGCGGUAGCUGGGCAAGCUGCUGUCGCAGCACCGCAGUUCCCACCUCAACCCCCUGGCGCGCCCCCCAUCGACUUCGCUGCCAUCAUGGCAGCCAUGCAGGCUGGCGGUGGCAACCUCCCUCCACCCCCUCCGAUGCCGCCCGGCUUCCCUCCUGCAGGCUUCCCCGGCUUGAACUUUGCCUUCCCACCGCAGCCCGUACAGGGCGAGGCAGCCGCGUACCCGGCGCAGUCGCAGGACGGGCAUUACGGACAGGAGUACGGACAGGAGUAUGGACAGGAGUACGGACAGGAGUACCAGCAGGAGUACCAGCCAGGCAAUGGCGGGACCAAGCGGCAGCGUGAUGAUGGCAACAGCAGCAGCAACGAGCGUGCGGGCCAAGGCAAGAAGCACAAGAGCGGUGGAAAGCCUCACAAGGUGCUCGCGUGCAAGUUCUUCCAGAAGGGCACGUGCAACAAGGGGGACAGCUGCACGUACAUUCACGACCUCAACGCGUAG